UGCUGCUGGGUCAGGACUUUGAACAAUAGAGGGGCACACGGUCUUUGUCUCUGGACAGGUAUAAAUGAAACUUGUUCAGACUGGCAGAGUAUCAGUUCAAUCACAGUUCCAUCAGAGAUCUGAGAUACCUCUAAAGUCAACAUGGGCAAGAUCAUCUUUUACGAGGAGAGGAACUUCCAGGGUCGCUCUUAUGAGUGCAUGAGCGACUGCCCCGACAUGACCUCCUACCUGAACAGGUGCCAGUCCUGCAGGGUGGAGAGCGGCUGCUUCAUGGUCUACGACCGCCCCAACUUCAUGGGAAACCAGUUCUUCAUGAGGAGGGGCGAGUACGCAGACAACAUGAGCAUGAUGGGAAUGAGCAGUGGUAUCAGGUCCUGCCGUUUGAUCCCCAUGCACAGGGGUCAGUUCAGGAUGAGGAUCUAUGAGAGGGAGAACUUCGGUGGUCAGAUGAACGAGCUGAUGGACGACUGUGACAACAUCCAGGAGCGUUACCGCAUGUCCGAGUGCCAGUCCUGCAGCGUGAUGGACGGCCACUGGCUGAUGUACGAGCAGCCCCACUUCAGAGGCAGGAUGAUGUACCUGAGGCCCGGAGAGUACAGGAGCUUCAGGGAGAUGGGCAUGAGCGGCACCAGGUUCAUGAGCAUGAAGCGCAUCAUGGACAUGUGUUAAUUGUACAUUUCAACUUCAAUAAAUGAUAUUACUUUCUAAA
Labrus mixtus (cuckoo wrasse) is the source of this 709-nucleotide messenger RNA. Its product is annotated as gamma-crystallin M3-like. Gene Ontology annotation, biological process: visual perception; lens development in camera-type eye. Bases 142 to 669 code for a protein of 175 amino acids. The record is from RefSeq and is a predicted model, not a curated record. Gene Ontology annotation, molecular function: structural constituent of eye lens. NCBI's taxonomy places the organism in Eukaryota, Metazoa, Chordata, Actinopteri, Labriformes, Labridae. The transcript has 3 exons.